CUUUUGCACCCCACUCCUCCUCCAAGAUAAAGAACAAAAAAGAAAAAAGUUCCUCCAAUUCUGUCUCUCUACUAUAUAUUUAACAAUUCCUUCAUUUCCUUUCUCUAUGACAUGGGAAUCAUGGCAUGCGAACAAUCUGAGUCUAGCCACUCAAACAAUGAGUCUCAAUCUGAGUCCAACCACUAUCAACUAGAGUUAAAGUCCCUUCUUUCUCAGCCAAGCCUACAAUCAGUUCCUUCACUCACCUCACAAUCCCAACAACACUGUUUUUCCAACACAAACCACUACUGCCUCGCCACUCUCAAAGGCCAAACCUCUUACAUAUCCUCUCUCACCCUAGCUGGGAAAUUCCUCUAUGCAGGCUUUUCUGACGGAGAAAUCAGGUCAUGGAAACGCAAACCUUUUGACUCUGAUCAAUUAGACCAAGAAAGUUCAACAAACAACUUUGUAGUUGCUGGGAAAGGUGCCGUGAAGUCCCUAGUGGUACAAGCUGACAAACUCUAUAGUGCUCAUCAAGACCAUAAAAUCCGGGUAUGGAAAAUCAAUGACCAUGAACAACUUGAUGAUCACCAAAAGUACACGCACUUGGCUACACUCCCAACACUUGGUGACCGUGCUUUUAAGCUCCUGAUGCCUAAGAACCAGGUUCAGAUUCGAAGGCACAAGAGUUGCACUUGGGUACAUCAUGUUGAUGCUGUGUCUUCUCUUGCUUUGUCUCAGGAUGAGUCACUUCUCUACUCCGUUUCAUGGGAUAGGACACUCAAGAUUUGGCGAACAACGGACUUUAAGUGCUUAGAAUCCGUGACAAACGCACAUGAUGAUGCAAUAAACGCACUGGCAUUAGCCGAUGAUGGACAUGUUUAUACUGGCUCAGCUGACAAGAAAAUCAAGGUGUGGAAGAAAAACCCAGGUGAGAAACAUCGUUUAGUUGCCACGCUUAUCAAACACAACUCUGGGGUCAAUACAUUGGCUCUAAGCAAUGAUGGGUCUUUGUUGUACUCUGGUGCAUGUGACAGAUCCAUAGUGGUAUGGGAGAAGAGUAGUAGUGAUGGUGGUGGUGGCAACAUGGAUGUUAUGGGUGCGCUUAGAGGUCACACUAGCUCCAUUUUGUGCUUGGCUGUUGUGUCUGAUUUGGUUUGUAGUGGUUCAGCUGAUAGAAGUGUCAGGAUUUGGAGAGGCGUUGAUAGAAACUACGGUUGUGUGGCAGUGUUGGAAGGGCAUACAGGCCCAGUCAAGUGCUUGACUGCUGCAAUUGACAAUUGCAACACUUCUGAUACAGCAGCUUACCUUGUUUACAGCGGUGGUUUGGACUGUGACAUUAAAGUUUGGCAGGUUUUAGUUCCUGUUCUUUAGUGGACAAAUCCUUUUAUUUUUUGGUAAACAAGAAAAUAGAGCCCGUAGUUACUGUCCCCAACUCAAUUAAACUCUACCCAUGAAUAAUAUGGAAUUAUCCGCGCAAUAGUGUGACUUGCUACUACUUGAAGAAGUAACUUCGGAUUCUUGUAAGUCACAAGUUCUUCCUACUACUAGGCCAUCUCCGUGGUUGGUCUUUAGUGGACAAAUCCUUUUUUUCUUCUAGCCGGGGUUAUGUACAUAGUGCAAAAAGAUUGUGUUGUACUUAUUCUUUUCUCUUCUACUUUUCCCGUAUCUUUUUGUUCCUCUAUUUUAUUUUCAUCCUUCCUUGGAUGGCAUGGAUUGUAUUGGUCUACUAUACAUGUAAGUUUAAAGCUAAUGGCCCAUG
Quercus lobata is the source of this 1741-nucleotide messenger RNA. Its product is annotated as Transducin/WD40 repeat-like superfamily protein. The record is from RefSeq and is a predicted model, not a curated record. NCBI's taxonomy places the organism in Eukaryota, Viridiplantae, Streptophyta, Magnoliopsida, Fagales, Fagaceae. The coding region runs from base 112 to 1353 and encodes 413 amino acids. Gene Ontology annotation, molecular function: protein binding. The transcript has a single exon.